UUGGACCUCAGUCCCCCUCACCUCGUGGUGUUGCCGGUAUCUCACCCUCCCGUCGCCCGCCCUUGGAGUCGGGACGUUAAUUUAGUGAAAAAAUGUCGUGGUUAUUCGGAAUCAAAACCCAACCGCCCAUGGGGGAUGGGAACUUCCCUCCGCCUCCAGCUCCACCUGCGUCGGGGGGACAAAAUAAUGAUGGAGCCCAAAAUCAAGGACCAAAAAGUUCUCAAAUGGAGGCGUAUAGGUUCGAUUCGUCUGCCCUGGAAAGGGCAGCUCAAGCUGCUAAAGAGCUGGAGAAAUCAAGGCACUCUGGUGAAGCCUUGGAAUUGUCUAAACUUCAGGAAAAAACAAAACAGUCAGAAUAUGGAAUGAAAAUGAAAGAAUAUGAAGCUCACAUAGAGCAAAUGAAAGUAGAACAGAAAAAAGUAGAGGGGGAGGAAAGAAGAAAAACUAUCCAGGAAGAAACAAAACAGCACCAACAAAGAGAGCAGUAUCAUGAUCAGCUGUCACGAAAAAGGUAUGAUGACCAACUUAUGCAACAAACUCGGAUAAAUGAAGAAAACUUGAGGAAGCAGGAAGAAUCUGUGGCCAAACAGGAGGCCAUGAGGAAAGCUACCAUUGAAAAAGAACUAGAAAUGCGUCAUCAACUAGAAAUGAAAAAAUUAGAAGCAGAAAUGAGGGCAAAAGCAAAGGUUGAUCGAGAAAAUCAAGAUCUGACCCUUGAGCAAAUCCGUGUGAAGGCUGCAGAGAAACGCACCACAGUUCUUGAAUCAAUUAAAACUGCAGGAUCUGUUUUAGGCUCUGGAGCUCAUGCUUUGCUGACAGACUGGGAUAAAGUUUUAGCUGCAGCAGGAGGACUCUCCCUCCUAGCACUAGGUGUAUAUACUGCCAAGGGAACCACAUCUAUUGCGGCUCGUUACAUUGAGGCGAGACUUGGUAAACCAUCCCUCGUCAGAGAUACUUCACGCAUUACAGCCUUAGAUGUUGUACAGCAUCCAAUUCAAACUGCCAAAAAACUUAAAAAUAGAGAAAGUGAUGCUUUAGAAGGUGUUGUCCUUGAGCCACGUCUUGAAGAAAGGCUAAGGGAUAUUGCCAUAGCUACAAAGAAUACUAAACAAAAUCGGGGUAUGUACAGAAAUAUUCUUAUGUAUGGUCCUCCGGGAACAGGAAAAACUAUGUUUGCCAAGAAACUUGCUAUGCACUCUGGUAUGGACUAUGCUAUUGUUACUGGUGGUGAUGUUGCUCCUAUGGGAAGAGACGGUGUCACAGCAAUUCACAAGGUUUUCGAUUGGUCACAAACUUCAAGAAAAGGACUACUAUUGUUUAUUGAUGAAGCUGAUGCUUUCCUUCGUAAAAGAAGCAGUGAACAUAUUAGUGAGGAUCUACGAGCUGCUUUAAAUGCGUUCCUCUACAGGACAGGAGAGCAAAGUGAUAAGUUGAUGCUAGUGCUGGCAUCUAACACGCCAGAGCAGUUUGAUUGGGCUGUCAAUGACCGUUUGGAUGAAAUGGUGGAGUUUGAUUUGCCUGGACUUGAAGAACGUGAGCGGCUAAUGAGAUUGUACUUUGAGAAAUUUGUGCUUUCGCCUGCACUUGAGGGACAUAAGAGGCUGAAAGUUGCUCAAUUUGACUACAGUGACCUUUGUUCACGCAUGGCCACACUUACUGAGGGAUUGUCUGGCCGUGAAAUUUCCAAAUUGGGUGUGGCAUGGCAAGCAGCUGCUUAUGCAUCUGAUGAUGGUGUGCUUACUGAACAGAUGGUCUUAGACCGCUGUAAGGAUGCUAUUAGCCAACAUAGACAGAAGGUGGAAUGGCAGUCAGAUCAGGAACGCCAGGAGGCAAAAUCUAUUUUGGGAUCCUCCUCCUACCAUUCUGAAAAAGAUACUCAAUAUGUAAAUGUUCUAAACACAAAUAAUAGUGCUCAGGUCUCCGAGCCAAGAAUAACUGUUACUGAAGUAGAAGACAAUACACCACAAGACAAGCCAACUGUUGAAAAGAAAAAGAAACGUAGCAAGGAAUAAUUAUUCUAAAUGUGAUUUAUUGUUUCCUCGUCACUUCAUUACAAUUCUUUCUUCGAAAGUACUGCAUGAGGUGUAAUUAGAUAAGUUAUUCUCCUCCUGUACCUUUUGGUGACUAAGACCCUUUAGUUCAACAGGAGUUAUCACAAGCAUUUCUAAGAGGUCGUAUGCAGCCUUGGUAUUACUAGUCGUUCACAUUUGUUUCAGCUAUAAGCCAAUGGAAUAAUUUGUAUAGUUCUGUUCAAGCCAUUACUUUUCAUUGAAAGGAAAUGCAUAUGAUGCCACAUUCCCCAUAUGUAUCAUGUAGUUCAAACUAGCUGAUUUCAUAACUAACUGCUUGUUGGGUGUAUAUGUGGUCAUAUUGCAGACAUCACUCACUCAGUCAUCAGUUCUACAAAUUCAGAUGUAUAUUCUUCCGUUUAUGUACUUCCUCUAGUUUGCUGGUGCAUACAUUUAUAUAAACUGCAAACGUACAAAACUAAAUACUGGAUAUUGGCUAACCUUUCAGUUGGGGCCUAUGUUCCAAUUGAUUGCAGUGUUUCAUGUUUGGCUUUGGGCGGUAGAGAAUAUUUAUUUUUCAAUAGUGAAAUUUGUACAUGUCUGUGUUAUCACUCAUUUUUUGUUAUGAUGCACUAAUGAAUGUUAAACACUAUUUUUCUCUGCAGGAAGUGACAGUACUAUUUUCAUGUUUUAUUGUCAUAAGUGUUCUCAUGGAAUCAGGGUUACUUUUAGUGUGUGUUCCCUAUAUCCAUAUCCUCUUAAAGAAUGUUCCCAGCCACCAAGAAGUUAUUUUAGAAUGUUAUUUUCUAAGAAUUAGCAUAGAAUUGUGCUCAGUUUGUAGACUUUUAUUAGUGCCCAUUUUAGACCCUAGUGCAUUUUCUUGGAAAGUUGUUACCGGACUGAAAGAAUGAACUGAUGUCCUUGUUACUAUAAGAAAUCUCCUUUAACCCGCCUGUCCCCGGCUCUGAGCUGAGUUGUCUAGUUCGAUCCGCACUUUGUUGGUUUUCGACAACGUGCGUGGAGUCUGUUUGCUCUCCGUUGCGCUCAAUGUUUGAGGACUGUUGAAAGUUUAUAUGUAAUGUUCAUUAUAUCUGUUGAUGCCCUUAUCUUGUUGCAUAGUUUGAAUAAACACACUAAAGUGAAA
Frankliniella occidentalis (western flower thrips) is the source of this 3153-nucleotide messenger RNA. RefSeq names its product ATPase family AAA domain-containing protein 3A homolog (gene bor). Gene Ontology annotation, molecular function: zinc ion binding; ATP hydrolysis activity; ATP binding. Bases 93 to 2012 code for a protein of 639 amino acids. The record is from RefSeq and is a predicted model, not a curated record. NCBI's taxonomy places the organism in Eukaryota, Metazoa, Arthropoda, Insecta, Thysanoptera, Thripidae. The transcript has 10 exons. Gene Ontology annotation, biological process: mitochondrion organization. Gene Ontology annotation, cellular component: mitochondrion.